This is a messenger RNA of Phyllostomus hastatus (greater spear-nosed bat), 6910 nucleotides long. It is a transcript of the gene QSER1, whose product is annotated as glutamine and serine rich 1. The transcript has 13 exons. NCBI's taxonomy places the organism in Eukaryota, Metazoa, Chordata, Mammalia, Chiroptera, Phyllostomidae. The coding region runs from base 326 to 5914 and encodes 1862 amino acids. The record is from RefSeq and is a predicted model, not a curated record.
CGGGAAGUGCAUCCUGGGAAAUCCACCAACAUGGGGCGAAGUCGCCACCGCCGCUGUGAGUCUGGCCCGCGGAUGCUGCCGCUUCCCUGACGCCCAGCUGGGGCCUCGCCGCACGUCGUGGCCCAAGAUUCCCAGGCACAGACUGGCCAGCGCGCCCUCUGCCUACCCGCCCGCCGCAGGCCGGGGCCAUGUGAGGGGGGCAGCUCCCUCCGCCACCGCCUCCUCCUCCUCUUCCUCCCCCGCCCCUCCCCCCUCCCGUCCCCCCUUCACAUAGGGCCUUAGAGGAUCCCCCAGUGCUGCCCACCCUCCCUGCGCAAUCCCUGCGAUGGACAGGAACUACGCGACCUCCGGCUUUGCAGACCAGCCGCCGCCGCCCGCGCCCCACACUGCCCCGGCCGCAGCUACCGCCGCCAGCGCAGCCGCACAACCCCCUGCCCCCGCCUGGGCCUACGAACCCGGAGCCGCGGCCGCAGCCGCCAGUAGCAGCGGUAGCAGCGGCAGCAGCCCCAGCCUCAAGGCCAGUUUAAGCUAUGAAGAAGGACAUCCCUCAAUCUCUGAAACAAAUCUCCUUCAGAGACAGACUUUUGCAGCCUCUCAUCAGCUUCCUGGAUAUUCUACCACACCUCAGCCAACCGGUCUUUCUGGAAUAUUUGAUACUGGUGUGAACAGUGCCAGCACUAACACUAAGGAAUCUUCAGUAAUGAACUUUCUCUCUUCUGUUGAAUCUCGAACAGCUCAGGCUGCUUCUUCAGGAACUACUCUUUUACCACAAUUCAGGGCUCCAUCCUGGCAGACAGGUAUGCAUUCCUCAGCAGCAACUGAGCUGUUUGUUACUGGACCUUUGCCAACCACUGGAACACUUCCACCUUCUGCCCUCUCUGCUUAUCAGCAUCCCACCACUUUCAGCAAUAGGAACUUUGCUACCACCUCACCUUUGGUGCUUCAGGAUUCAACUUUUAACACUACAUCAAAUGGAAUUUUAAAUCCUCAUGACCCUUUGCUACAAAUCAAAACUUCCCAGGGAACUGUUCCAACUGCUUUGGCAUUUGAGCGCCUGGGCAGUUCUGUAUUAAGUAACAGCAUACCACCUCAGUCCUCAACAUAUCGCUCUGCACAAGAGUCCGCACCCCAUCUUUUACAACCUCAGUUCAGUUUGUUGCCUUCAGCACUUGGGGGAACCCAGCAAACUCCUCAAGCCUACAGUUCAACUCUCUUUACUAAUUCUACUGCUUCCAUUGAAAGAGCUCUUCUUCGAGAAUGUAGUGUUAUUAAACACCAUCAGCGGCCUUCAGGUACCCAGUCUAUUCAGGCACAACUGACUGGUUCACAGCAUUCCUUACAUAGUUAUCUAUCAAACUCAAGUGUAGUUAAUUUUCAGGAAACAAGCAGGCAGUCAUCUUUAUCUUGUAGCCCAAUAGGAGAGCCCACUCAGGUGAGCAAUGGAGAAUUGCAGCAGAAGAGCUCCCAGGUCUCAGUGGAACUUGCUCAGUCUUAUUCAUCUGCAAUUCCAUCAUCAGGGUAUCCUCCUUCCACUACAAAAGUAAAAAGCUGUUCUACAAAACAACCACUCACAUCAACUAAGACCCCAAAACCUCAAAGUAUAAUUCCUCCUGUGCAAACACUAAGCUAUUCCAAACCUUUACACAACCAGAGUUCUGUAAUAUCAGGCCAAGCACAAAUUUAUUCUACAGCGCAACUACCAAGCCUUUUAUCAGUUAGUCAGUCCCAAAAUUAUGGUUUAGUACAGCCACAUAAUGUGCCAUCUAUUGUUCAUUCACAGGUUUAUAGGUCCAGCAAAGUUGAAAAGUUGCCAUCCUUAUAUAAAACAUUGACUUUUUCUGGCUCGUCUCAGACUAUAACUUCUGAAAAUCAGACACUUGAUUAUUCUUCUAAUCAGCAAGAGGUAUUAUCUUCAGUUACAAAUGAGAAUUACCCUGCUCAAACAAGAGAUCUGUCUUCAGUUAGCCAGUCUCAAAGCUACUCAUCUGGUCAUUCUCAGGGUUUGUCACCAGUUAGCCAGACACAGGUUAAUUAUUCAUCUCAAUCACAAGUUUUGUCAGUUGUUAGUCCUUCAGAAAACUAUGCAUCAGGGCAGUCCCUAACAUUAACAGCUCCUUCUCUUUCUUAUUCUUCUGCCUCUCGAGCUCAGAGUUUGCCAGAUUCUAGCACAACCCAGAAUUAUAUUUCUAUGCAUUCUUCCCAAAAUGCUCAGGCUCAAGGAUCAUCAUCUCCCCAGUCCCAAAAGUUUUUGCCUGCUAUCCAAUCAUCUUUUACAUCCUCUACUCAUUGUCAGACAUUACAAAAUAACAUACCUUCCCCUGAUCCAAAAUCUUACGCUGAAAGAAAACUUGACUCAAGUGUGUAUGCGUCCUCAAAACAAGAAGGUGAUUUUCCAAUGCAAGAGUUACAGGUGUUACAGCCACAGGUAUCUCUUGAGUCAUCAACCCAAAGGCUAUCUGAUGGGGAGAUUAAUGUUCCAGAAUCAGCUUACAAGGUGUCAAAGGCAGAUGAAAGAUAUCCUCAGAGUGUUAUCAGAAGUAAUUCCCAUCUUGAAGACCAAGUUGUUGGGCUUGCUCUACAAGGUUCAAAAAAAGAAGAAAGUAUGGUUGGUUCAGUGACACAACUUAACCAACAAAUUGGCCAAGUCAAUAAUACAGCAACCAUUGAUAUUAAAAAAGCAACUGAAUUAAUGCAAACUCCACAAAUAAGGUUGAAUACUAAAGACCUAAACCAGCAGCACCCUCUUAUACAUAAAGUUCAUGAAGCCAAGGUUCAGGAGCAGCAUGAUCAAAUUAUUAAUGCCUCAUCUCAGAUUCAAAUUCCAAACCAUGCUUUAGGGCAUGGCCAUCAGCCAUCUCUUCCUAAUACACAGAUCCUUCUAGAUUCUGCCUGUGAUUUACAAAUUCUUCAACAAUCAAUACUUCAGGCAGGUUUAGGACAAGUGAAGGCACCUCUACAUGCACAGAGAGUUCCAAGUCCUCAACAAAUAGUACAUCCUUUUCUUCAAAUGGAUGGUUCUAUUAUUCAGAGCAAUGGUGAUCAUUCUCAGCAGCAACUCCAUGCUCAAAAUUCUGAAAUUAUGAAAAUGGAUCUCUCUGAGUCUUCAAAAUCUUUACAACAACAUCUAACAACAAAGGACCACUUUAGUGAAGCAAAUCAACAUGAUUCAAAGAAUCAUUUUGUUUCCCUUGGAUCAAUAUGUUUCCCAGAGGCAAUGCUGCUCACUGAUGAAAGAAAUAUUUUAUCAAAUGUAGAUGAUAUCUUGGCAGCUACAGCUGCAGCUUGUGGGGUUACACCUUCUGAUUUUUCCAAAUCAACGUCAAACGAAACCAUUCCGACUGUUGAAAAUGGUGAUUCUAAAUCUCAUUUUCAGCAAUCAUUAGAUGUUGGGCAUGUGAGUUCAGAUUUUAACUCUCUAACAGCUACAGUAGGAAAGCCACAGAAUUUAAAUGAUAUUGCCCUAAAUGGAAGUCAAGUUACGGUAAAUCUUUCACCAGUACCUACCCUUCAGUCAAAAAUGACUCUUGAUCAACAGCAUGUUGAAACACCUGGUCAAAAUAAAGCACCUAAACUCACUUCACCAGUGGCUGGACCAAAUCAUGAGGUCCAUGAACAAAGUUCUGGCCCAUUCAAGAAACAGUCUGCUACCAAUCAUGAAUCUGAAGAAGAUUGUGAAGUUCCUAUUGAUAGUUCAGUAAAUAAUAACAGAAACCAAGAAUUUGUUUCUAGUAGUAGAAGUAUAAGCGGAGAAAGUGCUACAUCGGAGAGCGAAUUCACCUUAGCGGGAGAUGACAGUGGUGUGUCAGUGAACCCAACCAGGAGUGCACUUGCACUGUUGGCCAUGGCCCAACCUGGUGAGGCAAUCAGUGUCAAGAUUGAAGAAGAACACCAAGAUUUAAUGCAUUUUAACCUUCAGAAGAAAAAAACUAAAGGGAAAGGGCAAACUAAAGAGGAAGACAGCAGUAAUCAGAAACAGCUGAAAAGACCUGCCCAAGGGAAACGCCAGAACCCAAGGGGAACAGAUACAUAUUUGCCAUAUACUCCUCCCUCCGAAGGCUGCCAUGAUGUUUAUCAGCAUCAGGAAAAAAUGAGACAGAAGAUCAAAGAAGUAGAGGAAAAACAGCCAGAAGUCAAAACAGGAUUUAUUGCCUCUUUCUUAGAUUUUCUGAAAUCAGGGCCCAAGCAGCAGUUUUCUACUCUUGCUGUUCGAAUGCCUAACAGGACUAGACGACCCGGGACCCAGAUUGUGCGUACAUUUUGUCCCCCACCAUUUCCAAAGACUUCCUCUACGACACCCACACCCACACCCACACCCAUACCAACACCCACACCGUUAGUGUCUGACACUGGGUCGAACAGUCCAUCAGAAAAAGUUAGGGAACUUAAAAACUUAGAGCAUUUAUCUUCGUUUUCUUCUGAUGAAGAUGAUCCUGGAGUAUCCAGUCAUGAUACUCAUAAAAGCACCUCUACUACCUUAACUACUUUGGAUGCUACUUCUGAUAAAAAAAAGAAACCAGUUUCAGAAGUCGUACAGGUGGCAACUACUAGCCUGAUUGCCAAUACUACUGGCACUGCUGCUACUUCCUCCACCACUGUGGGUACAACUUCAUCGGCAGUAAAUAUCCUGGAAAAUAAAAGCUCUACAGAACUCCCAAAACCCAUCGAACUUGAUGGUCUUCCUUCAAACCAAUGUGCAAAAGGACAGGACACUGUUGCCAUAGAAGGUUUUACAGAUGAUGAGAACAUAGAAAGUGGAGGAGAAGGCCAAUACAGAGAACGCGAUGAGUUUGUGUUAAAGAUAGAAGACAUAGAGACUUUUAAGGAGGCUUUAAAAACAGGAAGAGAACCCCCAGCUAUUUGGAAAGUACAAAAAGCUUUAUUACAGAAGUUUGUUCCUGAAAUUCGAGAUGGGCAAAGAGAAUUUGCUGCUACAAAUAGUUACCUUGGAUAUUUUGGAGACGCGAAGAGUAAAUACAAAAGGAUAUAUGUGAAGUUCAUUGAAAACACAAACAAAAAGGAGUAUGUCAGAGUGUGUUCCAAAAAGCCAAGAAGUAAGCCUUCGCAGACUAUCAGAACUGUUCAGGCUAAGCCUAGUAAUAGCAGUAAAACUUCUGAUCCUCCAACACCAAAAACUACAACUACAAAAGCCCCUUCCAUAAAACCCAAAGGUAAACAGCUAAAAGUAAAGGCUGAGCCACCACCAAAGAAACGGAAGAAAUGGAAAGAAGAAUUUUCAUCAUCCCAAUCUGAGUCAUCUCCUGAAAUCCAUUCUAAUAGUGAUGAUGAGGAAUUUGAUCCUCCAGCUCCUUUUGUCACUCGUUUUUUGAACACAAGAGCAAUGAAGGAAACCUUUAAGAGUUACAUGGAAUUGCUUGUUAGCAUUGCCUUGGACCCUGACACAAUGCAAGCCUUAGAGAAGAGCAAUGAUGAGCUACUUUUGCCUCAUAUGAAAAAAAUAGAUAGCAUGCUGAAUGAUAACCGAAAGAGACUUCUUUUGAAUCUUCAUUUGGAUCAGCCAUUCAAGAAUGCUUUGGAAAGUUUUCCUGAACUAACAAUAAUUAAUCGAGACUCUAAAGCAAAAAGUGGGGGAUCUGCUAUUUCUAAAAUAAAAAUGAAUGGCAAAGCUUAUAAUAAGAAAACUCUAAGGACUUCUAAAACAACCACUAAAUCUGCACAAGAGUUUGCUGUUGAUCCAGAGAAAAUACAGUUAUAUUCUUUGUAUCAUUCACUCCAUCAUUAUAAGUACCACGUUUACCUGAUAUGUAAAGAUGAGAUCUCCUCUGUGCAGAAAAAAAAUGAAGAUUUAGGACAGGAAGAAAUUGUUCAACUUUGUAUGAAAAAUGUAAAAUGGGUAGAAGACCUAUUUGAAAAGUUUGGAGAACUUCUAAAUCAUGUACAGCAGAAAUGUUCCUAACAUUUCCACGAAAAUUCCGUCUAUUUUAUAGCACUAAAGAAAUGGUGGAGGGUCUAGGGCCUCAGAUAAUCAAACGUCAAGCAGUGGCCUUCUGCAGGCACACCUGCUUUGACCUUGGAACUUGCUUACUUGACCUCUGCUGAAGGACAGUGGUGCUGCCAAGGAAGUCAGUCCUUCGGAAAUGGACCUACAUCCCACCACAUUUUUAUCCUAAUGAAUGAUUUUUCUAUUUUGUAAUCCAUUGGGUAACUGAGUUUUAUUUUCACAAAUGUUUUUUGACAAAUGAUGAAGCAUGCACUAAAUAUAAUUUUUCUUAAUUACUAGAGAGAUAACACUUAAGUAGCUUGAUUAUUUUUUCCUGACUCUGACUAAACACCAGAAUGAAAGAAAGGUGGCAGAAAUCAUGUUUGUGUUCAUGUCUGGCCACAAAAUGGAAAGUAUUGUACAAUAUGUAAACAGAUCUGGUGUGCUGUGACAUUCUAUAUCAUCAAUUUAAAAUAUAAAAUUCAGAAACUGCAUUCUGCUUUAUGAACUCCUUUUACUCUUAACAUGUUCAGGAAACUGGAUAUGGAAUUGGUGCAAUUCUAUAACUGCUUUUUGUGUCAAAUUAUAUUGUGAUGAAAGAAACAAUGACAUACUAUUUUCCCUAUCUGAAAGAAAAGUAUUUUCCUUUAUACUGUUUUUCCUUUGGAAAAUUUUUCAAUUGUACAUUUUAUUUCACUAAUAGUUGUAUUUUUCACAAGGAAAAUGUGAUUACAAUUAUGUUUGAUGUAUCUGUACUACACUUUUCAUUAUUUUCAGUAAAUCUUAUUUAGUUGUAUAUUGAAUUUCUAUUGUGAAUUCUAUCUUGAGGUAACCGUUUUUGUUUAUACAGAUUUGCUUCAGUGUUAUCCAGAAUAUGCAUUCAGUACUAGAAUUAGUUUAGCUUUAUAAUGGGGUUGUGUUAGACACUGCUGUAAUUUUCCGAUUCAUGAAAAUAAAUUUCUUAUUAAACUA